Molecule: messenger RNA, 870 nt
Organism: Thlaspi arvense
Lineage: Eukaryota; Viridiplantae; Streptophyta; Magnoliopsida; Brassicales; Brassicaceae
Source: the annotation of a GenBank genome assembly
AUGGCGUCCUUUAAGAUGAUGUCGUCUUCCAAUUCCAGAAAUUCCGAUCUAUCUCGUCGUAAUUCGUCUUCUGCUUCAUCUUCUCCCUCUAUUCGACCGAACCAUCUCAGACGAGAUCCUCACGCCGAUCACUCGAGAAUAAGCUUCGGUUACGGCGGAGGGAACGAUGUGACGAUACAGGAUUACGCUUUCGCGUCUGAUUCAAAGCCGUUUGAGAUGGCGAUUGAUGUUGAUCGGAGUAACGGAGACCGGAGCAGCGUCAACGGCGGAAGAAAGAGCGUGGACGAUGUUUGGAAAGAGAUUAUAUCGGGAGAGAAAAUGAGCAUCAUGAAGGAGGAAGCACAGGAGGAAGAUAUUAUGACGCUUGAGGACUUCUUAGCGAAAGCAUCAGCAAUGGAUGACGAUGAUGAUGAUUCAGACGAAAUCGAUGUGAAGAUUCCGCCGGAGAGACUCAACGACGGUGGGGGAUAUAACAACUUGGAUUAUCCGAUGAUGCCGCAGCAGCAGCAGCAACACUAUCCGUUUCAGAUGAUCGAAGGAUCAAUAAGUGGUGGAGGGACGAGGGGAAAGAGAGGGAGAGUGACGAUGGAGGCAAUGGAUAAAGCUGCAGCUCAGAGACAGAAGAGGAUGAUCAAGAACCGUGAAUCUGCUGCCAGGUCGAGAGAGAGAAAGCAGGCUUAUCAAGUGGAGUUGGAGACUCUGGCUGCGAAACUAGAGCAAGAGAAUGAACAGCUUUUGAAGGAAAUCGAAGACAAGACUAAAGAGAGAUACAAGAAGCUUAUGGAGCAAUUGAUUCCGGUCGAUGAGAAACAAAGGCCAUCAUCAUCAUCGUCGAGGUCUUUAAGCAGGAGUCAUUCCUUGGAAUGGUAG